AUGGCCCCCUAUACACCGAGCAUGCGAUUCCCUACCGCGGUUCUCGUGGUCAAUAGUGUCGGUCUCGCGAUCUCGUUUGCUGCUGUUGGGUUAAGGUUCUGGUCUCGUUCUAUGCGGCGAGCUAAGGUGAGACUUUCUGAUUAUACGAUCGUUGUUUCGUGGAUAUUUGCUCUUGGCCUCGUUAUUAGCGAGAACUAUAUCGUUACGAAGGGAGGAAUAGGCCAGAGUUCAGCCGAUGCAUCUCUUGAGGAGUUAUUAUUCUCGAACAAGCAAUUCUUGGUCAUCAUCAUCUGCGGAACGCUGGCAGUGACAUUCGUCAAAAUCUCGAUCCUUGACUUUCUGCUUUCCGUCUUCGCAACUAACAAUGUCUUUCGCAUUGCGGAUUAUACCCUAAUGGCAAUUACGAGCGCCUAUGGGAUCAGCUUUACCAUCGUUACUCUAGCCGGAUGCCGGCCUUUCGAAGCUAACUGGGAUAAAUUAUCAUAUCCGGAUUACCAAUGCAUUAACACGUCGCACUUCUAUGUCGCCCAGACAGCCAUCGGAGCUGUUCUUGACUGUCUAAUCCUCUUACUGCCGGUGCCAGUUGUGUGGACUCUGUCGAUGAAGACGAGCAAAAAGGUCGCUUUGACUUUCCUAUUCACCAUUGGUAUCUUGAUCUGUGCUAUCUCUUUCGUCCGUCUCGCAACCCAACUAGAGUAUAUGCUUACUCACUUUACCAAAUACGGUGGUAUCGCGACGCUCCUCGGCGCCCUAGAAGCGAACCUGUCUAUUGUCUGCGCAUGCCUUCCGGCCAUGCCCCAGUUAUUGACUUCAUUCGCGGAGAAAAUAAAGAUGUCUCUAGGAUCCGAGGACGGUGGAUUAAGGGGACUUUUCAGCACCUUCUCAUUCGGAUACCGUAGGAAUACUCACGGCUCCGUCAAGCUCAGCGAGGCGAGCGACAAGCAGGGAAACGUGUCGUCGGUGAACGAUGACGUAGAGAAGGCUCGAGUCCAGAAGCAAAUGGACAAGCUGUACCCGUUGAGCAUGACGGGAGCGAGCCGAGGUAGCUUUGACGAAGAAAGGGCAUGGACGCAACAGGUUGGCCGAACCUACGCCCGGGUAAACACGGCCAACUCCGGCCACAGCGAGGAACCGGUAGAAAUGACAAGGCUAGGAGAGAACGUUGAACCAUACAGCACUAUCAACGUGACUAAGAGCUGGAGGGUUAACUAA
This is a messenger RNA of Daldinia vernicosa, 1212 nucleotides long. RefSeq lists its product as uncharacterized. The transcript has 4 exons. The coding region runs from base 1 to 1212 and encodes 403 amino acids. NCBI's taxonomy places the organism in Eukaryota, Fungi, Ascomycota, Sordariomycetes, Xylariales, Hypoxylaceae. The record is from RefSeq and is a predicted model, not a curated record.